This is a messenger RNA of Bolinopsis microptera, 9385 nucleotides long. RefSeq lists its product as uncharacterized. Lineage: Eukaryota; Metazoa; Ctenophora; Tentaculata; Lobata; Bolinopsidae. The transcript has 73 exons. The record is from RefSeq and is a predicted model, not a curated record. The coding region runs from base 1 to 9054 and encodes 3017 amino acids.
AUGCCUCUCUCCCAGGAAUUACCCCUAUCAGUAACUACAACUGGUGGACUAGUGGGUAAUCCUACUGAUUAUAAAACUCUCUCUCCCCAGGAAUUACCACUAUCAGUAACUACAACUGGUGGACUAGAAUUACCCCUAUCAGUAACUACAACUGGUGGACUAGUAGGUAAUCCUACUGAUUAUAAAACCCUUUCUCCCCAGGAAUUACCCCUAUCAGUAACUACAACAGGUGGACUAGAAUUACCCCUAUCAGUAACUACAACAGGUGGACUAGUAGGUAAUCCUACUGAUUACAAAACCCUCUCUCCCCAGGAAUUACCCCUAUCAGUAACUACAACAGGUGGACUAGUAGGUAAUCCUACUGAUUAUAAAACCCUUUCUCCCCAGGAAUUACCCCUAUCAGUAACUACAACUGGUGGACUAGAAUUACCCCUAUCAGUAACUACAACUGGUGGACUAGUGGGUAAUCCUACUGAUUAUAAAACCCUUUCUCCCCAGGAAUUACCCCUAUCAGUAACUACAACUGGUGGACUAGAAUUACCCCUAUCAGUAACUACAACAGGUGGACUAGUAGGUAAUCCUACUGAUUACAAAACCCUCUCUCCCCAGGAAUUACCCCUAUCAGUAACUACAACAGGUGGACUAGAAUUACCCCUAUCAGUAACUACAACUGGUGGACUAGUAGGUAAUCCUACUGAUUAUAAAACUCUCUCUCCCCAGGAAUUACCCCUAUCAGUAACUACAACUGGUGGACUAGAAUUACCCCUAUCAGUAACUACAACUGGUGGACUAGUAGGUAAUCCUACUGAUUAUAAAACUCUACCCUGGAAGAUAUCCCUCAGCAACUUGGCUGUUACCACCGUCUCCCACACUGUUCAACCGCUCCUUGCUCCUCUGUCUCUUGAUGUGGUACUAGCUCUGGGCAGCAGAGGAAGUAAUGACAUUUGUUUACACGCUGACACCCAUCCCAUAUCAGUAGCUAUACAUCUGGAUCAGAUAAGACUAGUACUACGUGUAGUGGCCUCCCUGACACGCUCGUUUAGUGUGGCUAGUACUCUGGACACUCCUCUCACUCAAGUAUCUACCACAGGCUCUGAGAUCUCCUCAAUACACACCUACCUACCUGAUCUAGUGUACUAUACUGAUAGUGGUAGUGUUAUACCAGACAAUGAGGGGGACUCUAAACCUUUCCUUUACGUGUGGUUACAGUACGCUAUACCAAAGAUCUCUGUAACAUUGGACGACACACUGAAAAUAGAAGCAGAAGAUAUAACAGCUAGUACAGAUCUAGAGGGAUUGCUACUGACUAAGAAACUAAAGAUAGGGUCUCUAACCCUCUCUAUUAUCAAUGAGGAGGGUGAAGUAGCGUUGUUACAAAGUACAAGUAGCGACCCUGUACUGAGUGUAGUACACUGUAACAACUACAUGAGGAACACUAGCCCGUCCUUCUUCAUCAAGAUCAAGCCGCUUCAGGCAGUGCUAGAUGCCCCCGCAGUGCUCAAACUAUUGGAGUUACUAGAACAGUCAACAAACUUUCAGUGCAAUGUAUACGAGGAAGAAGAGACCCCGACAAUCACCCCCACUACACUAAACACAGCCUACUAUCCUGACAUCAGACUGGAGUUACAGGACCUGGAGAUUAUAUGCCCACUUAGCAAGUCUACCAAGAAGCCACUAGAUAACGAGCUAGUGUGUCACGUGUCACUGGUUACAAUGAGCUCCAACCCUGACAACCUGUUAUCUCGUGUUAUUAUAGAUAAGGGUUACCACAAACACAUCAAAUCUACUGACACUCACGCCAGGUGCAACUACCAGCUCCAGAUAGAACUAACAGGGUUAGAAGUUUACUCAGACAGGAUAUCCAGCCCUGAAAUACCACAAAACAUUACCAAUGCUGCUGAAGCCUGGGGACAGAGGAAGCUGUCGUCAUGUGACGAAAUAUCAGCUACAAUAAUACAAGGACUUGAUAUGAGGGUAACGUACGCCCCCAGUGUCAUAGCAACGAGGUCUGGUAGUAAGUUUGGUAUUUACGGUUCCUCAAUGGAGGUGCAUGUGGACCCGCUCAAAGUACAGCUGGCAGUGGACCAAAUAGAACUGCUUCUCCUACUAGCUAACCAACUCCCAUCUUCCGGGGCUACUGUAACUGUAGACAGGAAGAGCAAGUCAGUAAACAAAGUGGAUUGUUACGAGACUAUGUUUGCAGUUAAUCAUCUUACUCUCCUACUCUACGAGAGAGUUCCUGUUCCUCGAGCAGGGGACCAGAUAUCCGGGGCAGGACACUACACUAUCCCGGUAUCAGAAGAGCUAGAGCUACUAAGUCUGCUAGAAUGUACGGUAGAACAGGGUGUUUUGUCCGCGUGCUCCCUUCCCGCUGGAGAUGUCAUCAGAGCCUCUCUCUUCACCGCCACACUAAAUAUAUCUACUGACUCUAAUGGAGUGCGCUAUGACGGUGAUCUGAAGUGUCCGGUGAAAGUGUUCAGCACAAUUCCUCCAAACCGCCACACCCCCUUUAUAACCUUGUGUAGAGAGAACAACUACAAAACAGAUAAACUGAAGAUGGAAGUUAGGCAUGAUGUAGAGGUUGAAGCGGAGAUAAGUUAUCUGGAUCCCUUACUAUCCGCCGCUAGGAAACUUGGGGGUCUUCAGUUUGCAGGAGAAGACGCUACAGAUCCCCCAGUCUCCUCCUCCUCCUCCUCCUCCUCCUCCUCCUCCUCCUCCUCGGUCUCCCUACCCCUGGAUCACAUCACUAUACACGUUCAGCGGACCAAGGUGCGAGUGUGUGAGUUGGAGAUCGGGUUUAAAAGUCUAGACUUGUCCCUGGGACGAGAACUCAACAAGUCCAUCAGGUCGGAUCUUGAACUGAGUGGGGUACACGCCAGCACAACAUCUCAUACCUUAUCUAACCUGGAUAUGGUGCUUCCUUGUGAUGUGAAGAUAACAAGCACCAUAGAUACUAAAGGUGUAGUUAACAGUGUGUACUUACCGUGUUUGUUCUGUAAACUAGGUCAGGAGCACGUGACAGUCCUCCAGAAACUCACAGAACAAAUCUCCAAAUACCUGCCUGAGUCAGUAGAAGAAACGACCCCAGCUCCGUUCACCACCUACCACCACGAUGAUAUAAGAAGUGCAGGCUACAAGUUCGUUAUUCUGGAGUCAGAUAAACAACACACUGUGGCCCCAGGCACUGUCGUCUUCAGUGCUAACGAGGCCGCCAUCACUUGGAGGUAUCCAGAGAAACGCAGUAUAGUAACCAUGGUGACACUACCCGUAUUACUAGCGUGUGAACAAAAUGAAGGAAUUCAGUGUACUUUACUGUACUACGAUCAGUUUACUAAAACUUACAUUCCCUACAUCGACUUUAUAGUGUCACAAGUUGAUGUGGCUAGGUUUGAGUUGCCGGGUGGUGGUGUAGAAGCUAGCCAGUGGAGAGUACACAUGGAACUAGAUGUGGAGAUCUGGGAGGAGAAGAGUUCCGGCAGUGAACACACUGGAGAUGAUGUAGUGCUUGACUGGAAGGAUGUGGAGCUGUCCUCUUACCCAGCUCUGUCUCUAGCUGGGUGUCUCUGUGUGGACAGUAUGAGUACCCGAGUCCCCUCUAUCUCUACCUCUCUCUACAUAGCAGAGCUGGAGUUUGUGCUCCUUCAUCACAACUUAAAACAUACUGAGCUGUGGGUGUACGAUUUACCGCUGGUGCUUCCUGAUCGUGAACUAGAACUGCUAAAAGUAACUGCAAGAAACCUCUCCGCUAAAACUGACAUCGACACAGCCCUCUCAGUGCAGGUGAGGUGUAGCAGUGACGUGCACUACCUGGACUACUCCACCCUACUCUAUACUCUGGUAGCUAGAUCUCAACUACAAGCUUCAUUCCUGUCACGUGACAGGAGUCAGGGUUAUGACGUCACGUCCAACGUUACCGUGGUUACUUCGCGCCCCACUAAAACCACCGUCUCGCUAUGUUUGGACUCAACCAGCCUGGCCAUGUCCCCCUCUCUCCUCCCUUGUCUGAACUCUGUGAAGAGGAGCUGGGGGGACCAUCUCAGUGUGUCCCUCUUUGAGACGUUUGUAGUUAACGAGACAUCCUACUCCGCUCAACUAAUGCUGAAUGGUAGCAGAUAUGUGAGUUGUGAAGGUAAGAGCACUGUUGCUUGCUACUGGGACCUGACUAAACCCGUCUAUGUGGCUUUGGAGAACAUACACCCUUCCUGGUCUCGCUCUAUUGAUCUAGCGGCAGGCUCAGUGGUGGAGGAUAACGGUAUGUUUAUUAUAGUCGAGAGGAAGGGAGGUUGCAACUACAUCCGUAUCACAGGUGGCCUGUGUGUUAACAACAGGACAGUGUUAAAUGUUCAGUGCAGUUUCCUACCUCUGGACCCGUCGCGGGGAGAGACUACAUACUCAACUUUACAGGUUCAGUCUAUAGGAGCUGGAGAGGUGAAUAAGAGCUACGUGUUAGGACCAGGAGAACACGCUAUGAGCUUCUCUCUUAAUUCAGACACUGUUCAGUGGUCCCAACCUGUCAGAUUACACAAAGAUCUAUCAGAGUCGUUUGUAGUAAGUCUAUCUGCUGAGUGCUACAUUGUAGCGUCUAUACUACACAACACUGGUCAUUUCACAGUAACCCUCAAUCCUCUUUUUAUUGUGAGGAAUAACUUUGCGGAGGAUUUACUGAUUAGCCUCAGCUCUCCUGAACAAGGAUUGAGUAAGACGGUCAAGUUGGCAGGAUUUGGUGAACAUGAUCAAAUAUUCUCCAUCAAUCAGACAUCUUAUCAUAACAUCGGCUGUAAACUAGAUGCAUCCCUCCCCCUCUCCAUGCCUGUCUCCUCACUGAGCUACAGACUACUGGACAAACUACCAGUUCGCUUCAGUGACAAACCCUGGCCCUCUUCUAUACACUCCGAGCCGCCAGACUGUGAGAUAAGGAGUAUACUGGUACCCCACAGUGAGAUAGAAGAUUGGAGUAUGGAGGCAGAGAUACACUUAUCCAGGGACCCUCUUUCUAAACACACGAUGUGUGUUGACUGGUGGCCUGGCUGUGUGGUUCACAACAACACUAAUCUAACUGUAUCAGUUAGAGGCUCGUUAUCUUCUCCGCCUGUCGUUGUUAAACCUGUCUCUCACAAAUCUACAUUCUCUCUCAAAGGACAGCUGUAUAUUGGUAUAGAGGAGGAGAUUACAGGAGAGACUGUGUGGACUACUAUGAUAAAUAUAACAGCGAAAAGGGGGGAGACGCAGAUCUUUAGAGAGGUCCACAUAGCUGGCCAGGAUCAGAGUUGCCACGUGAUUGUACACUGUGAGUAUAAGGGUAACGUUACCAUGGUAACAAUAAAGCCCUCUCUCGUCCUCUCUGUCAAAUUACCUCAACUUUAUAUCAAGCUUGGAGAGAAAGUGGUUUUAGUUGAAGAGGAGUACAGUACAGACCUAUACUGGUGGGGUAGUGAAAUGGAGCUGGAAAUGGCUUACAAGCAAUCUACUAACUGGUCUUCUCCCUUAAACCUUACGAGUUUAGCCCCUAGGAAAGGGGUGAACGUGAUGUCAGAUAAACCUUGCAAUCCAGUACCUGUAGUUGUGUGUAGUGUGGACCACACUGCUACUACCUACGUUACAGUCACUUAUAAUACCAGUCCACAGAUCUACUUGACGAAUAACAGUGAGUUUGAGUUUCUAGUGAGUGAGAGACUGCCCCCCACCCUAACUCCCACCAGUGUCGUAGUGGACGGUCAUAAGACUCUUCUCCUCAAACCUUUCAGAUCCUGCUACUUCGACCCUUACUCUACAACUGAUAAACUAUUUAUCCAGGACAUCAACGAAAACGACUUCAUCCCUCAACUCUCAUUCGCGUUCUACAGGCGUUCCCAGGAGGCCCUGAUAAACUCACAUAAAAUAGAGCUGGACCCUCGGUCACGUGACACUUCACACACUACACACUCUACACGUGACACUACACACACUACACGUGACCAAUCAGAUGAUUUAGAAGAGUCACACGACUUGUCAUCUUGUGGUUCAGAUAGGCUGGAAAUAAUAAAGAUAGACGAGGACAAUAACGUGGGUAUCUGCGUGAGAAACGAAGAUAACCUAGUAACAGUGAGUAUCAUGUCAGAGUUCAUGGUGGAGAGUAGACGGACUACCAAGAGGUCACGUGACGGAGCGGGCUCCCCACGUGACGUGACGUCAUCAAACGUGACGUCAUCAGACUGGUCGUAUUCCCUCAAUGUCAGUCAGAUGGAUAUGUUCCUCUUCACAGAGCACAGCAUUCUCGCUUCUCAGAUCAGGCUCAGCAACGUGGCGUGCAGUCUCGCUCCUGACUGCGUGCAUGCACGUGCAGCAGACAAAUCACGUGAUAGCGCGCAUGCACGUGCAGUAGACAAAUCAAGUGAUAGCGCGACAGUUCCCACAACUGAUAGUGAGGAUACAGCCCACCAAUCACUUACAUUCCUCAUAGAUGAUAUCCAGAUAGAUAACUCCCUGCGUGAUCAGACUUACGAUUACUUAGUUGUGUUAUUUACUGAUAAAGCAGUACGUGUAGGCCCCAUUGCCAGUCCUGAACCCUUCCUUAAAACUACUGUCACCUUCAAUAACACCCACGCUAAAAACUCAGUCCACCAGUUCCUCUUCCACAUGGGUAAAAUACACGUGCACUUAGAGGACCUGUUCCUCUAUCAGCUGGUAGAUGUUUUCUCACAAUACACUGCACGUGUAGCAUCACGUGACCUGAACACAAGUCACGUGACCACCCCUGAACUGGAACAACACAGCAAUACAGAGAGAGGUACAGCUCCCUCUCCCUCGCUAAUGCCUGCCCUCGUGCUCUCCUUGAUGUCAGAACUUUACGAGCCGCUAGCAGUGAACCUGUUCUCUAUUUCAGACAUCGAUAUCGAACUAGGAGUACACGCUAGUGUGAAGCUGUUCCUGGCUGCGGAUCAGAUCCCUCUAAAGUUCAAACAGUUCCGCGUAAAGAAACUCUUCACUCUUACUGAGCACUUCUCUCAGGUUAUUCUAGCUAAGUACGCCAGUGAUACCAUCCUCCAGGUUAUUCUAGCUAAGUACGCCAGUGAUACCAUCCUCCAGGCAGGGUGGGCACUAGCCUCCCUGGACCUGCUCGUUAUUCUAGCUAAGUACGCCAGUGAUACCAUCCUCCAGGCAGGGUGGGCACUAGCCUCCCUGGACCUGCUCGUUAUUCUAGCUAAGUACGCCAGUGAUACCAUCCUCCAGGCAGGGUGGGCACUAGCCUCCCUGGACCUGCUCGUUAUUCUAGCUAAGUACGCCAGUGAUACCAUCCUCCAGGCAGGGUGGGCACUAGCCUCCCUGGACCUGCUCGUUAUUCUAGCUAAGUACGCCAGUGAUACCAUCCUCCAGGCAGGGUGGGCACUAGCCUCCCUGGACCUGCUCGUUAUUCUAGCUAAGUACGCCAGUGAUACCAUCCUCCAGGCAGGGUGGGCACUAGCCUCCCUGGACCUGCUCGUUAUUCUAGCUAAGUACGCCAGUGAUACCAUCCUCCAGGCAGGGUGGGCACUAGCCUCCCUGGACCUGCUCGUUAUUCUAGCUAAGUACGCCAGUGAUACCAUCCUCCAGGCAGGGUGGGCACUAGCCUCCCUGGACCUGCUCGUUAUUCUAGCUAAGUACGCCAGUGAUACCAUCCUCCAGGCAGGGUGGGCACUAGCCUCCCUGGACCUGCUCGUUAUUCUAGCUAAGUACGCCAGUGAUACCAUCCUCCAGGCAGGGUGGGCACUAGCCUCCCUGGACCUGCUCGUUAUUCUAGCUAAGUACGCCAGUGAUACCAUCCUCCAGGCAGGGUGGGCACUAGCCUCCCUGGACCUGCUCGUUAUUCUAGCUAAGUACGCCAGUGAUACCAUCCUCCAGGCAGGGUGGGCACUAGCCUCCCUGGACCUGCUCGUUAUUCUAGCUAAGUACGCCAGUGAUACCAUCCUCCAGGCAGGGUGGGCACUAGCCUCCCUGGACCUGCUCGUUAUUCUAGCUAAGUACGCCAGUGAUACCAUCCUCCAGGCAGGGUGGGCACUAGCCUCCCUGGACCUGCUCGUUAUUCUAGCUAAGUACGCCAGUGAUACCAUCCUCCAGGCAGGGUGGGCACUAGCCUCCCUGGACCUGCUCGGCUCGCCUGGUCUCAUGAUUAGGAGCACACUAACUGGAGUUAGAGAUCUGGUGUUCCUGCCUUACGAGGGUCUGACAAGAGGUCCCACUGCGUUUGUGAGUGGUAUUGCUGCCGGAUCCGCUUCUCUUGCCAGAAAUAUAGGAACAGGAGUAAUAACGAGUGUCACUAAUCUGGCGGUCAGUAUCAGUAGAAAUAUGGACAGAAUGUCUCUGGACGAGGGACACAGGUCCCUGUGUGCGAUACACAGGAGGAGUUACAAAGCCUCUCACUUUGGUUCGGGCCUGUCUAAAGGUCUCACAGGACUGGGGUUACACUUGUUAUCUGCUGUAGCCGGUCUAGUUCACCAACCUAUACAGGAUAUCGGAGCAUCAGAUGGGAUAGUGGGAGCUACCAGGGGAUUAGUAACGGGUGUAUCUAAGGGCCUGGUUGGCAUGGUAACCAAACCACUGGGAGGAGCAGCAGAGUUGGUAGCUAAUACAGGAGAGGGAUUGUUAACUGGAGCUGGCUGGACUUUAGCUCCCAGCCCUCUAGUACCAGACCUCAACCAGCUUCUCAAAUCAGAUACCAGACUCAGGGUGGCACUAGAGUUACUGCAGCUGAAGACAGGAGAUGAUAUUCACCUUGUACAGUGUACUGUCACCCCUAUUCUUAUAUACGUCGUUAUUAGCCCUGAUAAAAUAUUCCUGUUGCUAGAUUCUAUUAUUCAAUGUUUUAACCGGUCCUCUGUACGCUUCGUGUUCGGGCAGUCCAAUGUGGCAAUCUACUGUCCUGAAAACAAAGAGGAUGAGGCGAGUAAGCUGGACAAGUCACUGCUGGCUAAGAUAAACAAGAUGUACAACCUACCAAGUGAGGCGGCUCCCUCAGAUAGCAGCAGUGAUCUUAUAGCUACAUUACCUCUAGACUUUCCUAAGAGUGUGCUGCUCAACAACCUGCUCUCUACCAAGUGAGGCGGCUCCCUCAGAUAGCAGCAGUGAUCUUAUAGCUACCUUACCUCUAGACUUUCCUAAGAGUGUGCUGCUCAACAACCUGCUCUCUACCAAGUGAGGGGGCUCCCUCAGAUAGCAGCAGUGAUCUUAUAGCUACCUUACCUCUAGACUUUCCUAAGAGCGUGCUACUCAACAACCUGCUCUCUACCAAGUGAGGCGGCUCCCUCAGAUAGCAGCAGUGAUCUUAUAGCUACCUUACCUCUAGACUUUCCUAAGAGUGUGCUGCUCAACAACCUGCUCUCUACCAAGUGAGGCGGCUCCCUCAGAUAGCAGCAGUGAUCUUAUAGCUACC